Ananas comosus (pineapple) is the source of this 2252-nucleotide messenger RNA. RefSeq names its product inactive beta-amylase 9-like. The record is from RefSeq and is a predicted model, not a curated record. The transcript has 5 exons. Gene Ontology annotation, molecular function: beta-amylase activity. Lineage: Eukaryota; Viridiplantae; Streptophyta; Magnoliopsida; Poales; Bromeliaceae. Gene Ontology annotation, biological process: polysaccharide catabolic process. The coding region runs from base 255 to 1877 and encodes 540 amino acids.
UUCCUCCCCAUUCAUCCAUUACCAAAAAAAUCCCCAAAUUCGAAAUCGAUCAAACCCUAAUCGACUCCCUCGUUCUCCUCCCUCCAAAUCCCCAGAUCGAGAGCGAUCAAAACCCUAAUCGAAUCCCCCUCUCUCUCUCUCUCUCUCUCUCUCUCUCUCUCUCUCUCUCUCUUCCAUUUGAUUUCCUUUUCGGAAUCGAUCUCUCUCUCUCUCUCUCACAUUUGAUUUCCUUUUCGGAAUCGAUCGAUCGAUCCAUGGAGGCGGUGUUGACGGGGCCAAAGGCGGCGGCGGCGGCGGCGGCGAAGGGCGGGGCGUUUCCGGCGAGGAGACUCGGGUUCGGCGAAUCGGUCCGAGUGGGGUCGGGGAUCUGGCGAGUCGGGUUCGACGCGGCGAUGCGGAGGAAUCGGGCGAUCCGAGUCGGGGCCGGGGGUUUCCGUGCGGCGUUGGUGAAGGAGACGAACGAGUCACCGCGUAAGACGAACUCGGCCCUGACCGGUCCGGUUGAGCUCUUCGUGGGCCUGCCCAUGGACGUGGCAUCGGCCCACGGCGGCGUGAACCACGCCAAGGCCAUCGCGGCGGGCCUGCGGGCCCUGAAGCUUCUGGGCGCCUACGGCGUCGAGCUCCCCAUCUUCUGGGCCGCGGCCCAGCCCGAUUCUGACCCGGCCCAAUUCGACUGGGCCAGCCACGCGGCCCUCGUCGAGAUGGCCCGCGCUGCCGGACUCCGCGUCCGUGCCACCCUUUGCCUCCACGGCUCCCACCGCCGCCCUGGAGUCCCCCUCCCCGAGUGGGUCGCCCGCGCCGCCGCCGCCGACCCCGAUAUUCUCUUCACCGAUCGAUACGGGCGGCACCAUGAAGAGUACCUCUCGUUCGCGGUCGACGAAUUGCCCGUCCUCGGCGGCAGGAAGCCGGUUGAGGCCUUUGAGGACUUCUUCCGGAGCUUCCGGUCGGCCUUUGCGGAUUUCUUCGGCUCCACCAUUACGGGCAUUACUGUCAGCCUCGGGCCCAACGGCGAGCUCCGGUACCCGUCGUUCCCGCCAGCGACCGGAGGCCACCAGUUCACCGGCGUCGGUGAAUUCCAAUGCUACGACAAGUACAUGCUCGCGCAACUAAAACAGCACGCUGAGCAAUCGGGCCAGCCGUUGUGGGGCCUCUCGGGCCCCCACGACGCACCCGGAUACAACCAAUCACCGGAUUCCGCCAACUUCUUCAGAGACCACGGCGGCUCGUGGGAGACGCCAUAUGCCGACUUCUUCCUCUCGUGGUACUCGCAGCAGCUCGUGAACCACGGGGAUCGCAUUCUUUCGAUUGCAUCUAACAUUUUCGGUGAACUGCCGGUAGAAAUAUCUGGCAAAGUGCCGCUGCUACACUGGUGGCGUGGCACCCGGUCGCACCCAGCCGAGCUGACAGCUGGGUUCUACAACACCGACGGCCGCAAUGGGUACGACGCGGUCGCGAAGAUGUUCGCGAGGAAUUCUUGUGCGAUGGUAAUUCCCGGAAUGGACCUCUUAGAUCGAGAGCAACCGCGGGAGCUGCGAUGUAGCCCGGAAUCUCUACUCUCUGAGAUAGUCGGUUCGUGCGGGAAGCACGGGGUGAAGGUACUGGGGGAGAAUUCGUCGCUGGUUAGGGCGCCCGCAGGGGGAUUCGACCAAAUCAAAGCGAAUAUCUCUGCAGGUAACUCGAAAGUGAAAUCUUUCACCUACAACCGGAUGGGCGCGGAGUUCUUCUCGCCUGAGCACUGGCCACAGUUCACAGCAUUCAUGAGGAGCAUGGUUCACGAAGAGAUGGAUUCGGACGACUUGCCGAGUAACGAGAAGGGCAUGUUGUCGCCUUCGGCCGGUUCGGCAUCGCAAAAGGAGCGGGAGAUGCAGGCGGUCUGAGGCAAUCAAUUCAUGGCCUAUUGUCUACUGUAAAUAUUGUCAUUGUGUAUUGUUGGUAAGCAGUGGAAUUGAGGAGAGCACCAGAGAGGCUUUUAUAAGUCAUAGUUAAGAGAUUUUAAGUAGAAUCAUAAGUUUGUAUUGUGUUGCUUAUAUUUUCUUUUUUGAGGCACAUGUUGUAAUUGUGAUUAUCAUAUUUUCAUACUUCGGAUGCUGUUUCUUCGGAGUCUCCGAAUGUCGCACCUUCGUGCCGUCGAAGAUUAUUGCUUUUUAGAGUCUGCUACUUCACAUGUGUAAUUCAAAAGGGGUCUUUUUUGUACAAAUUUCAGUUGGAAAGAACCUAUUGAAGCUCUCAAAUGGCUACUAUUGUUUAGUUAA